Molecule: messenger RNA, 5229 nt
Organism: Mesocricetus auratus (golden hamster)
Lineage: Eukaryota; Metazoa; Chordata; Mammalia; Rodentia; Cricetidae
Gene: Srl
Product: sarcalumenin
Exons: 7
Coding region: 20-2896 (958 amino acids)
Molecular function (GO): GTP binding
Source: RefSeq, a predicted model, not a curated record
GGCUCUCUUGGCAGUCACCAUGAGGGCGCUGCUCCUGCUCUGCUGCUGCCUGGCCUCGCUGCUGCUUUCAGGACAAGCAGAACUGCAAGUCUCUGCUUCGGGUGGCACAGAAGAUGUUGGCAAUUUGUUGGAGAAUCAUUUCUCUGCUGGAGAUGCAAGUCUAGAGGAGAAAGAAAGGGCGCUUUAUGCAGAUGCGGCCCCUGGAGACAAGACCCUGCUCCUUCACUACCCAGACGGCAGGGAGGCUGAGAGCUUGGAGCAGACCCCAGCAGGGGCCCCUUCCACUGCCAACGGCCAGGGCUCCGAAUCGGAAGCUAGCCUGUCCAAUACCUCAGCUGCAGAGUCAGCUCCAUCUGGGGAUGCUGAAGGGCCUGGGGAGGAAGAGAAGGGCCCAGCAGCAGCAGCAGCAGCAGACACCCUUCCUUCAGGAGGGGUGGGGGGGCCAGAAGAAGAGAGGCCAGAGUCCAGUUCUGGAGCGGAACCGGGACAGGACGGGGCUGUCAGUAUGGGGGCAGAAGUACGAGAGGGAAGUAGUGAGGUCCCUGAGGGUCCCCAGGGAACCUUAGGAGAUAGCCCCAUGAGAGAAGCAGCAGCAGGGACAACAGAGUCUGCAGCCACCCAGGGGUCUCCUAGCACAGAGGGUGAAGAGGUCUAUACACUGGAGGCAAAAGGUGAGGGCAACACAGGGUAUGGUCACCACUCCACAGAGCUAGAUGGAGUCCAGGAUGCCACAUAUGCUGGAGAUGAACCAGAGGCUGCCAUGGCAGCAGGAGCCAGAGAGGGAGCAGAGGACCAGCCCCAGGGCUAUGCCCUGCCAUCAGACGAUGAAGCCAUGGCAGGGCCUGGUCACCAGCCCACUGACCUGGAUGUAGUCUCCGCCAGCAUGUCUUCUGGAGUAGAGGCAGAAGGAGCUGCAGAAGGAGCAGUUGACCAGGGUCAAGUCUAUGCCUCUCAAAAAGAAGUUGAGGCUAGCCCAGGACCUGGUCACCAGCCUACAGAGGUAGUUCCAGCCCCGGAUGCCACAUCUGCUGGAGAAGAAUCAAAGGCUGAGGUAGAUACAGAAGCUGGGGAGGAGGCCGAGGACCAAGGGGAGCCUAGACCUAGCCAGGAGGCUGGCUCGGCUACAGAGGCCAAUGAAAAAUCUGGGGACACCCAGAGCUCCAAGGACAGGGAGACAGAGACGUACCCUCCUGAGGGCCAGGUAUCGGGGAUGCUUGAGGAAGGCCUGGCAGAGGCCUCCUCUGAGGAAGAGGGUGAUGAGGAAGGAGGAAGUGAGGAAGGAGGAGCUCCAUCUAAAGAAGAGUCUGAAGAAGACAGCGGUGAUGGUGCUAGCUCAGAAGAAGAGGGGGACAUCUCCGGGGAGGCUGGAGAGCCCCAGAAAGCAGCAGAGACUACAGAACACAAGGCGGAAGGCACCCAGCUUGAUGUAGAAGAUUUGGACACAGGGUCUGAGGGCGGCAAGACCCAGGAUACAGUGGCGGAGGCGUCCAAAGAGAGACAACAGGGGAGAGGGAAUCCUGUGAUUGCUCAUCAGGAAGAGACGGAGGAUGUGAGUGAAGAGGCUCCCAUGAGGGACCGCUCCCAUAUUGAGAAAACCCUGAUGCUGAAUGAGGACAAGCCAGCUGACGAUUACACAGCGGUGCUGCAGCGGCUGCGGAAGAUCUACCAUACAUCCAUCAAGCCCCUGGAGCAGUCUUACAAGUACAAUGAGCUGCGACAGCAUGAGAUCACAGAUGGGGAGAUUACUUCCAAGCCAAUGGUGCUGUUCCUGGGACCGUGGAGCGUUGGCAAAUCCACCAUGAUAAACUACCUCCUUGGGUUAGAAGACACUCGUUACCAGCUUUAUACAGGUGCUGAACCUACCACCUCCGAGUUCACUGUUCUUAUGCAUGGGCCCAAGCUGAAAACCAUUGAGGGCAUCGUCAUGGCCGCUGACAGUGCCCGAUCCUUCUCACCCCUGGAAAAGUUUGGCCAGAAUUUUCUGGAGAAGCUGAUUGGCAUCGAGGUUCCCCACAAACUUCUAGAACGAGUCACUUUUGUAGAUACACCAGGCAUUAUUGAAAACCGCAAACAACAGGAAAGAGGCUACCCCUUCAAUGAUGUGUGCCAGUGGUUCAUCGACAGAGCAGACCUCAUCUUUGUUGUCUUUGAUCCCACCAAGUUGGAUGUGGGUCUGGAGCUAGAGACACUCUUCCGCCAGUUGAAGGGACGUGAGUCCCAGAUAAGGAUAAUUUUGAACAAGGCUGACAACCUGGCCACACAAAUGCUCAUGCGGGUGUAUGGAGCUCUCUUCUGGAGCCUGGCCCCUCUCAUCAAUGUCACAGAGCCUCCACGGGUUUAUGUCAGCUCCUUCUGGCCACAGGACUACAAACCUGACACCCACCGGGAACUGUUCCUCAAAGAAGAGAUCUCUCUCCUAGAAGACCUGAACCAGGUGAUUGAGAACAGGUUAGAGAACAAGAUUGCUUUUAUUCGCCAGCAUGCCAUCCGUGUCCGAAUUCACGCCCUUUUAGUUGACCGAUAUCUGCAGACUUACAAGGACAAAAUGACCUUCUUCAGUGAUGGGGAACUGGUCUUUAAGGACAUUGUGGAAGAUCCUGAUAAAUUCUACAUUUUCAAGACCAUCCUGGCAAAGACCAAUGUCAGCAAGUUUGAUCUUCCCAACCGUGAGGCCUACAAGGACUUCUUUGGCAUCAACCCCAUUUCCAAUUUCAAACUCCUCUCCCAGCAGUGUUCUUACAUGGGGGGUUGCUUCCUGGAGAAGAUUGAACGGGCCAUCACCCAGGAGCUCCCCGGCCUUCUGGGUAGCCUUGGGCUUGGGAAGAAUCCAGGUGCCCCUAAUUGUGACAAAACAGGCUGCGGUGAGGCCCCAAAGAAUCGCUACAGGAAGCACUAGUUUGUGUCACCACUCUCAGUCCCCAUUGGUGAAUGAGCUUGUGUUCUAACUGUCUGAGCAGUCCUGGUUUAUAUUAACCCUUUGAGCCACACUGGUGACAAACAGUCUGCACUGGAGAUUGGGGAGUUCAUUGAGACCGGUGAAUCAGGGAAGGAACAAGGGUUCUAGGGAGGAGAGUGGAAACUGUGAAUUAUAGUGUGCUUGUCUUAUUGCUUCAGUUAGAAGGCCUGACACAGGCUAGUCAGGCUUCUCUUGUUUUUCUUGGGUCUUGUCUUGGAGGGACAGAGAACAGCUAACUUCUAAUGAAUACUAAGAUAAUGAGGGUCAGAUAAGCUAAACUCAGUUGAAAUUUCCCAAAUAAUAGAGGGUUCUCAGGUCAGUGCCAACUCCUUUCACACAAAUCUUCUGUCCAUUCCCUGUCCCUCCUUGGCUCUCUCCUAAGCUUGGGUUGAUUUUCAGCAGUGGACAGUCUCUUGAGUCUGAUCUUUAUGAAUUUUGAGCCCAACCUUGGAAUCGUCUCUCUGUCUUCCCAGUGGGUAGGGCAUGCAGAACACUAAAGCAAGUUUUCUGAUUAGGGUGUUAUCUGCCUAAUGAUGUCUCAGUUGGAGAGCUCAGACCCUUAAUCGGCCCAAAAGGGUGAGUGGAUGAUGUACUCAAUAGGUGCUCUUCCUCCUGGAAAUGACUUACAUGAAAGUAAUGGAAGGGCUCAGGGGUUAAUUGGUUUGCAGUGUGUCUUUAUCUGUUGCAUGUCUCGGGAAACUCAGAUUACAAAGGUGUGGGUGUCAGAAAUGACAAUGGGGACCUUGCCCCUGAUCCUUGGAGGCUUCUCUGGACAGCCACUUCUCCCAAGUUUUGGGGGGAACUGUUUCUGCAACCUCUUUGUGGGAGCACUUGACAGAGGACAUGUCUCUUUUGGUUUCUCCUUCCCCUUCUCCAUUCCCUGAUACACCAAUACUUCCAUCUGAGAGAAAUUCCUAGAUUCAGAACCAGCCCCAGCCCCUUGGCAUUGGCGGCAGACGAGGUCUGAGGUUCAGUUCAACCUGAAGACAUCCACUGAAUAUAGUCAGGACAGUCAGGGCCUACACACACCAGUGAGUAUGCAUUUGUUUGUCCAUUGUACAAGAGAGAGCUAGGACAAUGACAGACUUGAGGGCACAGAGAAAGGACUUCUGAGAGUCUUGCCUGGCAGACAUACGCUGCUAUCUUAGAGAUGAAGCCCUGGGAGGAUGAAGAGCCUUUUUGACGGAGCAGGAAAGGCAAAGAUCAGACUGUCUUGAGGACUUCCUUUGAGUACAGCCAGCUGCUUUUUUGGGGGGAGUAAGCUUUCCUGGGGGGCCUGGAUUGUGAGGCACAGGUCGGGACCCACCAGGACCAGUGAGUCACCUCGAGCAGCAGGAAGUGGUUAGGAAAGCUGAGCCAGAGUUGUUCCUCCUGAGGACCAGGUAGGGAGUAUAAGCAGACUGGUAAUCAGUGGGGGCUACAAAGAGAACUUCAGUUUAGGAGUUCACGUCUCUCUGAAUAUUUAGCAGUCUGGCUCUGGCUGUGAGGGAAGAUGCUGCUUUAGCUCUAUGUAGGGCGCAGGACCUCCCACAAGUCAAAUGCUCCAAAGCUGCCAGGACACUGUUUCCAAGGAGUGAGCUCCUUCUAUAGGGUCACCCAUGGAGCCCUGUGGCUCGGGUAGAUAAGCUGCAGUUUGUCUUGGAUUUUUUUCCCAUUAAAAUAUACAUCCAGCCCCCAAACGCCUCUCCUCAUCUCUCCAUCACAUGCUCUGGAGACACUGUCCCUCCCACCUUUCUCCUUCAUGCUCCUCAUGCCCAAGGGCUUUGUACAGCAAAUCUGUUUUUCCUCAUUGCAGUGAGAGACAAGGAGAAAAGCUGACCUGUACGGACUCUGGCCUAGCUGUCAGUACCUGCAUGUUUGGUGGGAAGCAAGUGAAGUAAGGCAAACAAAUUCAUACAGCAUUUGUGUUUGGGGGAGGGGCACCUUAUCAGUGUUACCCUCCUUUUGGGUUUUCCUCUGCCUUUUUCUUCUUUGUCUCCAUUCUGUUCCUCUUCUCACCUCCCAAUUCACUCUCCUCUCCUAUCCAUGGGCUGCUGAUGGGCCAGCACAGGGCUUAGCACCCAUUCUUUGUCCUGCUCUGUAGGGAGAUGGAUUUUGAGUAGGAUUCUGACUCUAGGAGGAGGGGGUUUCAUCCCAGGAGAAACAUGAGAUCCAGAGGUUUCCCGAGUGGAAUGCUCGUGUAGGUGCCUAAACAGUGGCUGACCUUUCCAGUGUUCUUUCCAGUCUGGUUUUAUCAGGGAGAAGGUCUCAAUAAAGUUCCAAUCUCUCUUCAA